UUUUUUUAGGAUAAAUCAUUUAAUUAAUUCCCACGCUGGACCCACGACAGCGCCGGUUCACGCGACUACCCAAUCCUAUUAAGCUUCCACACAUUUCCUCAACCAUGUCUCCGCCGCUAUCACCGCUCUCUGCGACCAUCGGACCACCAAACCACGGUGGCCUACACCAACACUUUCAACUCCGUUGUUCAUGAUUUGUUGUCUAUUUGCUGAUUUAUAUAAGUUGAAGCAAUAAUGGCGGUGACUCGGAGAAGGAAGCAACCAGAAGACGAAGUACAGCAGCAUCCGGAUACGAAGCCAGACGAAGACGAUGAUAAGGAAGAAAAAGCAUUAAAAAAGUCAAAGAGCAAGAACUAUUCGUGCCUCGAUAACUGUUGUUGGUUUGUAGGAUGCGUAUGCACGGCGUGGUGGCUGUUGUUGUUUCUAUACAAUGCGAUGCCUGCCUCUUUCCCGCAGUUUGUGACGGAGGCAAUCACCGGACCUAUGCCGGAUCCUCCCGGUGUUAAAUGUUUGAAAGAAGGUUUGAAGGUGAAGCAUCCGGUGGUGUUUGUGCCGGGGAUUGUAACCGGUGGACUUGAGCUAUGGGAGGGGCAUCAGUGUAUGGAUGGUUUGUUCCGAAAGAGGCUUUGGGGUGGGACGUUUGGCGAAGUCUAUAAGAGACCUUCAUGCUGGGUGCAACAUAUGUCGCUAGACAACAAAACAGGGAUGGAUCCACCGGGUAUACGGGUCAGACCCGUGAGUGGACUUGUAGCUGCUGACUACUUUGCUCCAGGAUAUUUUGUAUGGGCUGUUUUGAUAGCUAACUUAGCUCGUGUUGGGUAUGAAGAGAAGAAUAUGUACAUGGCUGCAUAUGACUGGAGGCUCUCAUUUCAAAAUACAGAGGUAAGAGACCAAUCUUUGAGCAGGAUAAAGAGCAAUAUAGAACUGAUGGUUGCUACAAAUGGUGGCAAUAAAGCGGUUGUGAUUCCACAUUCAAUGGGUGUCAUUUACUUUUUGCAUUUCAUGAAAUGGGUGGAAGCACCAGCUCCGAUGGGUGGUGGUGGUGGACCAGAUUGGUGUGCUAAACACAUAAAGGCGGUGAUGAACAUUGGUGGACCUUUCUUAGGUGUCCCAAAAGCUGUAGCCGGCCUUUUUUCUGCUGAAGCCAAAGAUAUUGCAUCUGCCAGGGCACUAGCACCCGGUGUGUUGGACUCGGAUUUAUUUCAGAUUCAAACGUUGCAACAUUUGAUGAGAAUGAGUCGCACGUGGGAUUCAACCAUGUCCAUGAUACCGAAAGGCGGGGACACGAUUUGGGGUGGCCUUGAUUGGUCACCUGAAGAAGGUUAUUGUCCGAGUAAGAGAAAGAACGGGAAGAAUGUCACCGAAAACGAGUCAACAAGUCAAGAAUGUGAAGCAACACACGCAAAUUAUGGAAGGAUGGUGUCAUUUGGAAGAGAUGUAGCAGAGGCACAAUCAUCUGAGAUCGAAAGGAUAGAAUUUAGGGGUGCGGUGAAAGGAAACAGUGUGGCAAAUCAUACUUGUCGGGAUGUGUGGACUGAAUACCAUGACAUGGGAUUUGGUGGUAUUAAGGCUGUUGCUGAGUACAAAGUGUAUACAGCUGGCGAGAUUGUGGAUAUGUUGGAAUUUGUUGCCCCAAAAAUGAUGGAAAGAGGGAGUGCUCAUUUUUCUUUUGGUAUUGCUGAGGAUUUAGAUGACCCCAAAUAUGAACAUUACAAAUACUGGUCAAACCCGUUGGAGACCAAGUUACCAAAUGCUCCCGACAUGGAGAUCUAUUCGAUGUACGGAGUCGGAAUCCCAACCGAAAGAGCAUAUAUUUACAAACUCACUCCUGCAGCGGAAUGCUACAUUCCAUUCCGGAUUGACGCAUCAGCAAAGGAUAAAAACGAGGACUGCUGUUUAAAAGACGGAGUUUAUACAGUUGAUGGGGAUGAAACAGUUCCCGCAUUAAGUGCAGGAUUCAUGUGUGCAAAAGGGUGGCGUGGGAAAACCCGAUUCAAUCCUUCUGGAAUCAAGACACACAUUAGGGAAUACGAUCACAACCCUCCAUCUAACUUUCUCGAGGGUCGGGGCACACUGAGUGGGGCCCACGUGGAUAUCAUGGGGAACUUUCAAUUGAUUGAAGAUGUUAUAAGGGUUGCGGCGGGGGCCACAGGUGAAGAAUUGGGAGGCGAUCAGGUGUAUACGGGAAUAUUUGACUGGUCCGAGAAAAUCAACUUGAAGUUGUGAAACAUUUAAACAUUUGCCUAUACGAACAAUUUAUUUAUAUUAAAUUUACAAGGAAUGUGUAAUGUGAGGGUUUAGAUUGUCCCCAUGUAUAUUAGUAAACUAGAAAUUUGUAUUUUGGGUGUAUUAUUUUGUGACAUGUUUCCAUAAACAGCCAUAAAUUUGUUUUUUUUGAUA
This is a messenger RNA of Lactuca sativa (garden lettuce), 2400 nucleotides long. RefSeq names its product phospholipid:diacylglycerol acyltransferase 1. Lineage: Eukaryota; Viridiplantae; Streptophyta; Magnoliopsida; Asterales; Asteraceae. The record is from RefSeq and is a predicted model, not a curated record. Gene Ontology annotation, biological process: lipid metabolic process.